AUGCACCAGAGAGUUGCUACUAAGAGGAAGAGGAAUCUUGAUCCAAUGCUUCAUUGUGAGGGGGAGAGUGAUGUGGAGGAUAUUUAUGACAAUGCAACUCAGUGUGAUGAUAUUUCAACAAUUCCAGCAGUGAAGAGGCAAGUGAAGAGGCCUGGUCCAACAUUGAGAUCACAUUCUCAAGUAGAGGCAGAUGUUAUUCCAGAUUGGGUUCCUUCUGAUGAUGAGGGUGACAAAGGAUUUCUGAAAGAAGAAGAGGAUGAUGGGUAUGAGCCAUUGCCUUUUGUGUUAGCAGGAGGGAGAAAGAGCAGAGGAAAGAUGGCCAAGGAGAGGGUGUGGUAUGAUGAUAGUAGACAGAAUCCAGAGCAACAAUUCAUGGUGGGACUUUGCUUCAAAGAUGUGUAUCAAUUCAGGCAAGCUUUGGCUAGACUCCACAUUGUGCAGGUCAGGAAUUUCCAUUACCACAGGAAUACACCUGACAGGAUCAUUGUGUGGUGCAAGGACAAGCAGAAGAAAAAGAAUGAAGAGAAUGUGAAGGAGGAGGAGAAAAAGUGGGACUGUCCAUUUUAUAUGAAAGCUGCCAAGAUAAAAAAUGAGGCUACAUUUUGCAUAAAGAAAAUGGAGUUGAAGCACACAUGCCCAACAGAUCCAUCUAGCACUAGGGUUAAUGCAAAGUGGCUUAGUGGUACAUAUGUUACUGAAUACAAAUCAAACAUCAGCACUUCCAUCAACACUAUGCAAGACAAAGCACAGAAAGAUUUUGGAGUGGAUGUUCCCAAGAGGAUGGCUUACAGGGCAAGGACCAAGGCAAUUGAGAUGGUGAUGGGUGAUCACAAGCAACAAUAUCACAGACUAAGGGAUUAUCUGCAGACUGUUAUAGACAAAAACCCUGGUUCCAGGUGCAUUGUGACCACUGUCACAGGUCCAACAGAUGAGCAGGUUGAAGCAAUGAAAAAAGGACAGAUGGUGGACAUAUCUUACAGCCCUAGAUUCCAUGGAUUGUUCUUCUGUGUCAAUGCUGCUAGAGAAGGGUUUCUACAGGGCUGCAGACCAUUUAUUGGUUUGGAUGGUUGCUUCAUUAAGCUCACCUCUGGAGCUCAAAUCCUUGCAGCUACUGGCAGAGAUGGAAAUAACAACAUCUAUCCAAUUGCAUGGGGAUUGGUUGCCAAAGAAGAUACAGAGAAUUGGCAGUGGUUUCUUGAGCAGUUGAAGCAUGCACUUGGUGGAGAACAUGGACAGUUUGGGUACUACACUAUGAUGUCUGACAGGCAAAAGGGAUUACUGAAAGCAGUGUCCACAAUGUUCCCUAAUUCACCACAGAGGUACUGCCUGAGGCAUAUAUAUGCCAAUUUUCAGACAGCAGGCUUUAGAGGAGAGGACUUGAAGAAGUGCAUGGAUAAUGCUGCAUACUCAUACACAAAAGAUGGUUUUGAUGAAGCAAUGGAGGAGAUGAAGAAGCAGAGUGAGGAAGCAUGGAAAUGGUUGAGCAAGAUACCAGUGGAGGCAUGGGCAAGGUUUGCAAUGGACACCAAUUGUCAAACAGAUUUAGUGGUAAACAAUCUGUCAGAGGUAUUUAACAAAUACAUUCUUGAUGUCAGAAUCAAACCAAUAGUGACAAUGCUUGUAGGAAUAUAUGACAAAUGCAUGGUCAGAUGGGAUGGAAAAAGAGAUGGUGCAGAGUCAGCUGGAUGGGAAAUUACACCACAUUAUGCAGAACUGCUGGAGUUGAUGAAGAAGUACUCAAGAAAUUGCAUCCCUAAGAGGGCAGAUAAAGGACUAUGGCAAGUGAAAAGUGGGAAAGUUACACAUGAGGUCAACAUUAGUUCUAGGACAUGCUCUUGUAGGAAGUGGCAGCUCACUGGCUUGCCCUGCAACCAUGCAGUGAGUGCCAUUUAUAAGGCUGCUAUGUGUCCAGAAGAUUUUGUGUCUCCUUUUUUCACAAAAGAAAUGUACUUGAAGAGCUACAAGCCUGUAUUCAAUCCAAUGCCAGCACAGCAUGGUUGGACUAAGACAGAUACAGUUGACAUCAUGCCACCUGCAUUCAAAGAUCACUUGAAGGGUAGAAGGGCAGAAAAAAGGAGGAAGGGCAAAUUUGAGCCUCCCACACCUAAAGAGACAUCAAGAAUGUCCACAAUUACUUGUAGCAACUGCAACUUACAGGGCCACAAGUACACUAGCUGCUCACAACCUUUGAGGCAUGACCUAGCUAUGAGGAAAAACAAUCACAAGGCCAAUAGAACAAUGCCAACAGCAAAUGCUUCUGGGACUAAUGUACCUGCUUGUUCUUCUGGGACCAAUGUACAUCAUGUAGCUCCAGGAAAUGCUCCACCAAAUGCUUCAAGAUCUGCUCCAGGCACAGCUCCAAGGUAUACUGCAAGGAAUGCUCCAGGAAAUGCUUCUUCAUCUGCUCCAGGAAAUGCUUGUUCAUCUGCUCCAGGAAAUGCUAGUUCAUCUGCUCCAGGAAAUGCUGGAAGAUCUGCUCCAGGAAAUGCCAGGGGUUUGUCUGGUUAUUUCUAUGCAGGAGCAAAUGCUGGUCCAGGAAGAGAUGCAUCUGACCCUCCUCUCCAAGAAAGAAAUUAG
This is a messenger RNA of Lolium perenne, 2577 nucleotides long. NCBI's taxonomy places the organism in Eukaryota, Viridiplantae, Streptophyta, Magnoliopsida, Poales, Poaceae. The record is from RefSeq and is a predicted model, not a curated record.